AUGUCCUUGAAAGUCUUCGAAAUUGACCCCACUUUGAAAUCGGUCGGAGACCUCAUUUGGGAGCGUGUGAAAGGAUUCAGGUGGUGGAAAGAUGAGCUUCAAAAGCUGGAAGGCGGCAUUUACAAGUUCGCCGGUGGAUACGAUCUCUUUGGCUUUACUUGCCAGGAGGGCAGCAUCACCUACCGUGAAUGGGUACCCAAUGCGAAGCAAGUUUUCCUCAUUGGCGACUUCAACAAGUGGGAAAAUACCACACCUCUAACUUCGGAGGGCUUUGGACGCUGGGCUGUGGAGCUCAAAGAUUGCGAUGGAAAGCCAGCAAUCCCUCACAAGUGUCAAGUCAAACUGAGAAUUGAGACGAAUGACCACACGUGGAUCGAGAGGGUUCCUGCUUGGAUUCGUUUGGCCUGGCAGGAUCAUAACACCAAUCUCUUCAACGGGGUCAUGUGGCAUCCGCCAUCACAAGAGCGGUACAGCUUCAAACACGAAAGGCCAUCCAUGCCGGCGUCUCCAAAGAUCUAUGAGGCGCAUGUUGGGAUGAGUUCCAAGGAGCCCAAAGUGGCGACGUAUUUGGACUUUGCCGAAACGGUGAUACCGCGCAUCAAGCGGAUGGGAUACAACACCAUUCAACUGAUGGCAGUGGCGGAACAUGCCUUCUAUGGAUCCUUUGGCUACCAUGUGACCAACUACUUUGCGCCCUCCAGCAGAUGUGGAACGCCCGAAGAGUUGAAGAGGCUGGUGGACGAGGCACAUGCCUUGGGCAUGGUAGUCAUCAUGGAUUUGGUCCAUGCGCACUGCAGUUCCAAUUCCUUGGAUGGGAUUGCGAUGAUGGAUGGCACCGACCACUGCUACACUCAUGGAGGUCUAAAGGGACAUCAUUCCCAGUGGGACUCCAAACUGUUUCACUACACAAAACAUGAAGUUCUUCGCUUCCUACUCUCGAACAUCAGAUACUGGUUGGAAGAGUUUCGCUUCGAUGGCUUUCGAUUUGAUGGCGUCACUUCGAUGCUGUACCACUCCCACGGCAUCGGGAAAGGCUUUUCUGGGAACUACCACGACUAUUUUGGAGGCGAUGCAGAUUUAGAAGGUCAGAUCUAUUUGAUGCUGGCGAACGAGUUGGUUCACCACACACUGCCAAGUGCAAUCACAGUGGCUGAAGAGGUGAGUGGCAUGCCAACCCUCUGUUUACCAAUCGAAGAUGGAGGCUUUGGUUUCGACUAUCGGCUGGCAAUGGCUGUUCCUGAUAUGUGGAUCAAGUUGCUGAAAGAAGUGCCAGAUGAUUUGUGGGAUGUGGGCUACAUUUGCCACACCCUCACCAACCGACGGUGGAAAGAGAAGUGUAUCGCCUAUGCGGAGUCACAUGAUCAGUCCAUUGUUGGUGACAAGACCAUUGCGUUCUGGUUGAUGGAUCAGGAGAUGUACUAUGGAAUGAGUCUGGCGUCAUGUCCUGAGCCUUCCAUUGUGGUUGAUCGCGGUUUGGCCCUGCACAAAGUCUUGCGACUCUUGGUCUUGGGACUGGGAGGUGCAGGCUAUCUGAACUUCAUGGGCAAUGAGUUUGGGCAUCCAGAGUGGGUCGAUUUCCCACGAGCUGAGAACGCUUGGAGCCACCAUUUCUGUCGCAGAAGAUGGGAUUUGGCGGAUGACGAGGCGUUGCGCUACAAGUAUUUUCAAAACUUUGAUGAGUUGAUGCAAGCCCUGGAAAAUCGCUUCAAAUGGCUGAGCUCGGAGCACGAAUUCGUGACCAUCUGCAAUGGCAUGGACAAAGUCCUGGCCUUCGAGAGAGGAAACCUGGUCUUUGUGGUGAACCUUGAUCCCAAUAUCAGCUUUCAGGGCUACCAGGUUGGCAUCGGCAAGGACCAGGAAAUGCGCAUCGUCCUCGACACUGAUGAGGAGCGAUUCGGCGGACACUGCCGGCUGGAGGAAGGUCAUGGCAAACUCCCCAAGGGAGGACCGACACACAACAGGCCCUCGUCUUGCUACUUGUACCUGCCAUGCCGGACCGCCCAAGUCUUGGCACCAGCUGAUCUCUUGGAAGGAGGCAUCCGCAUCUGGCUGGAUGCCAAGCUGCUGCAGGAGAACAAUAUUUUGGAUCCCUCAGAUGUGAAGCUCGCGCUGGAGAUCCGGGAUGGUGGCAAAAAGUAUCUGAGACAAUUCCGCUUCGACCUGGACGCAUGUGUCAGGCUCCGAGCUUAUUUCGAUGCGGUCUUUGCUCUCAUUGGGCCCACUGGGGCAACCCUGCUCAACUGCCGGGUGCACCCAGAUGGCAUGUUUCACAUCUAUUUCCCUGGCGACUACACAGUCUACUCUGCGGGAUAUUUGGAUGCUGACCUCCCUCAACGACCCUUCAGGGCAGCCAAACUGAGCAGGGAACGUUCCGCCGUGCCAUCCCUUAGCACCGCACAAGAACAAUACUUCGACCCAUCUUUUGAUGCUGGGUUAGUGUACCCUGAUGCGAUGAUCUUGGGGCCCUCUACUUCACAACUAUUGGAGGAGAUGCCAACUCCACCUACCUUUUCACCAAAGAAGACUCCAUCUGCCUCAUCUUUGACCACCCCCAAGCAUGCAAUCAGUGAACCUGAGAGAUCAGAGUCCAGGAUUGAGCCCAAGACGAUUGAUUUCCAGAGCCGAAAGUCUGCCCGAUUGAAGAGCCACAAAGAGACGCAAGCAAAGCUGGGCAGUUUGGAUGACCUGUCAAAGAUCUUCAAAGACUUUGGCUUGCACCACUGCAACGGCGGAUGGCUAUUCAGAGACUGGAUACCAAACGCAACAUAUGUCUCUUUGGUGGGUGAUUUUAAUGGUUGGAAAGAGACUGCAACUCCAUUGAAGAAGGAUGAAAAAGCAGGGCCUGAUAUUUGGUCUUGUUUCAUUGGCUCACCACUGAAUGCUGCAAUGACUAAAGGCAGCCAGUACCGCUUGCACGUGGUACCAGCAGAAGGUGAACCUCGAGAAAUGAUGCCUCUCUGGGCCAUUCGAUAUGCUAUAAAUGCCAAGUCGCAAGCUGUGAACGCCGUGGUUUGGCCAACAAGCAUCAGCAGGGGGCCAUCAAGGAAGGACCUUCAUGAAAAGCCCUUGUCCUUGAAAGGCAAGAAGCUGCACCUGCUCGAAUUUGACAUUACUUUGGUGUCGCAGAAAGAUGAGAAAUCCAGCCUCAAGUUCGCCAGGACUAUCCUGGCCAGGGCAGCGCAUUCUGGUUACCAUGGAGUGGUCAUAGUGGGCCUUUUUCAUGCAGGUGUCAGAGCCACAAGCAGCUUGCUGGCAGCAACUCCUGCUCUAAAGGAUGCCAGCGAUUUCGGAGCAUUUCUGCAGUAUGCUCAUGAUCGGAGUCUUGCAGUCUUCUUGGAAAUCCCAUCACGAGCAAUUGCUGGCAAAUCCUAUUUGCCAAGCUACUUCUUCACGCAAAAGCGUGAGGUAGCGCAGAAGUUUGACUUUGGCAAGAAGGAAGUUGCUCAAUAUUUGCUCUACUGUCUGCAGCAUUGGGUGGAGGCCGGGGUGGAUGGCUUUCGAUUCGAGGGUCUUCCGGGCGCUGCCCUCUCGGAUGACUCGUCUUCUGCGGAUGAUUUCGUGAUGAUUGCGAACGACUUGCUGCACUCUGCUGCCCAGAGCUGUUCGAAGGAUGUCGUGUCCAUUGGCACGGGCAAUUUGGAGGAUGGUCUUUGCGACACUCAAGAUGCAGGCGGCUUUGGUUUUGAUCUAUGGCAGCCAUGCCAUGGCUUAGACUUGAGCCGAUUGGUACCCGGCUCGUGCUGCCUAGACCAAGGAGCCUAUGGUCCGAGAGGAAAGGUGACCCUUGUGCAGAACUUGGUGGAUGCCUUGACGGAGCCAUUGAAGACCAAAGGCCCCAAUCAGCUGCUGACCUUCAUGGAAUCAAUGGAUGAGUUCAUUGUAAGCCAAAGCCCGCUGUCCAUCUGCAUGCUUUCCUGGGAGACCCUCUACACCGUCUCUGGUGGCGCUGCUGCGCCCUAUGUCACCGGCCUGGCGGAGGCCCUGGUCAGGAGAGGCCAUGAGGUCCACGUCUUCACCAGAGCCAGCCAUGGCUUGAAAAUCAACGUGGAGACGGUGAAUGGAGUGGUGUACCAUGAGGUGCCUUACCUGCUGAGCAUGGACUUUGUGGAGGAAACGGCAAACUUCUGCAAGGCGCUGGCAGAUGCCAUCACGCAGUGGGAGGCCGCCUUUGGGCACUUUGACGUAGCGCAUGGUCAUGAGUGGCUGGUGGCGCGCGCUCGCAGCGGUUUGCGAAAGGAUUUGCACUUUGUCCUCACGGCGCACUCCACCGAGGAAGGACGAUCGGCUGGUGCAGAAUUUGGUGGACAGAGUAGUCAAGUUGUGGAGCUUGAAGGAGAGGCCUUCCGCUCCAUCGAUCAGCUUUUUGCGCCUUCGCAGACAGUCCGUGAGAGCAUGUACAGUCAAUAUGGACUGGAGGGGAAAGACGUCUCCGUGAUGCACAAUGGCACCACUGCCCAAAAGAAGAGUUCCAAAGAGGCGCAGAAGGAAGCCAGAGAGACCUUGGGACUUCCUGAAAACUCACCGGUGAUCCUGUAUACAGGUCGAUUGUUGCCCCACAAAGGCGUUGACCUUCUGGUAGAGGCAAUUCCUUUCGUCCUUCAGCACUGGCAUGAUGCACACUUUGUCAUCGUAGGCACUGGGCACCUCCGUGGUAGCCUGGAGCGGCGAAUUGAAGAGCUGGGCAUCGGAAAAGCUGUGACCUUCAAGGUCUCCAAGUGCGAAGGAGAGGAGAAACGCAGAUACCUGGAAGCUUGUGAUGCCGUUGCAGUGCCAUCACGUUCGGAUUUCUACGGCGUGGAUGUGAUUGAAAGCUGGGCCGCAGCGAGGCCUGUCAUCGGCAUUGCUUCGGGUGAGCUACGCCACUUGAUCAAACCGGAUUGCACAGGCUACACAGCGGACCAGGAGUCUGGAAGCUUGGCUUGGGGCUUGUGCAAAAUCUGUGAGAACCGGGAACACGCUUGCUGGAUGGGUCAACAAGGUUGGGAACAAGUUCAACAGAGCUUUCUUUGGGACAACAUUGCAAAACGAACAGAGGAGUUCUACAUCAACAUGCUGGGCUUGCAGGAGGCUCCUCGGGCUCUCGUUCGCCGUCGUCCACUGGCAGCUGCGCUGGGUGCUGAUGCUGUCUGGCUGCUGAGGCUAUGUCGCCUUUUGUCCUUUGCCUUUGGCGGUGAUGCAACGCUGAGCUGCUUGGGCAGUGACUUUGGUUGGCAGGGAAGAGUAGACUACCCGAGAAAAGGGAAUGAUUUCAGCGACAAACUUGCACGAAUACCUCUUGAACUGGCGGAGGACAAGACCGGCAAGCACAAGCUGUUGGUCAUGUUUCAAAUGUGCCUCAUUCGGACAGAGCGCUGCCUUCAAUGGCUUGUGGAUCCUGCACCAGAGAUUCUGCUGAAGGAUGAGAAGAAACAGCUCUUGAUCCUCAGUCGUGGCUGUAGCGUCUUUGCUUUUAACUUCAGCGCGGGGAAGGUGUCCAACCUCAGCCUCAACAUUCCUCGGUUGAAAGGGGUCACCCGUAACUUCAAGUGUGUCUUGAACACGCAGGACCAGCGCUUUGGAGGUGCUGCUUCAGACCCUGCACCCGUGGUGCCUCUGACAGAUGGUGAGAUGAAACUUGUGUUGCUGGCACAGAGUGCAAUGGUGCUGGCUCCAGCAGAAGUGGAUGAUGCAGUGUGCAAGGACAAAGUUCUUCAACUGCGUUCUGCAGAUGAGUUCAUUGAUCUUGUGCAAAACGAUACAGGAGUCAGCCCUAUCGUGUCUUGCCAGAUGCCGACCUUAGACCAGAUGGCAGCUGAAGCCAAAGAUGCUGGCAAAGACGCCACCAAAGCUGACGCUACGGAAGCUGACACUGGGACAGCUGAUACCGCCAAAGCUGACACCACCAAAGCUGAAGGUGCCAAGGCUGAGGCUGUGAAAGUUGAUGCUGCCGAAGCGAAUGCUGACGAAACGAACGCAACAACCGAUGCUGCGAAAGGUCGGCACAUCGCUUGUGCUUCUGGUUUUUCUGCGAUUAUGUCUCGGGCUAGGAAAGCUGACGCUGCGAAUGCUCAGGCUUCGAAACUUGAGGUUGCCAGGAUUGAAAAGAACGUGAUGGCUAAGGCAGUGAGGGAAGAUACGGCAGCCGAUGCGAAGACUCCACGGACUCCAAAGACUCCAAGGACUCCAGCUGAGGACUCCAGAAAGGCCACCCCGGCUGAGGGUGAAGCGAAUGCUGAGCAAAGCAACAAGGACGCAGCUACCGCGGCUGCGUCGAAGCCAAGUGAUGCCGAAGAGGACAGGGUACAAAUCCCUGUGGUGCGUCGAGCUCACGGAGGGGAAGGAAUCGACUAUCCGCCAGAGCUGACAAGAAAGGUCCCGGCCUGCGUGGCAAGGCCAUGUCCAGGAGCCGGCGGUGCCUCACCUGCGCCCCGCGAGCCGUACCGUCCCAAAGCGAGGGCGGCUGUUGUCGGUCUGGCAGCUGCAGCAUCUUCUUUGCGACGCCCAAAGAGGUGUGCAAGACGCGUUCUUCAACCAUUUGCUAUUGAGCCGAUCAACCCGUUUAUGUCGGAGAUGCAGGCCAACGUCAAGUUCUUAACAGGAGAGGGACUUGGUUUGCUGGAUGCUGAAAGUGCUGGGAAAGAGCUUUCGGCCUGUCUAGAGACUUCCGGCAUGGAUCCCAGCGAGGAAAAUCGCCAGAAAUGGCGGGAGUUCUGCUAUGGCUUUGAAAACUUGAAAGAGUACUGCUCCGCAGUUCUAAUGGAGGAGGAAGCACUGAAGUUCACUACUGAUGAUGGCAGGUCUUUGCCCCAAGUCCUGCUGGAUGGCGGUGUGAUGUCUGCCAUGCGAGUGGAUCAGGGCUUUGUGCCGUUGAAUAGCUUUGGCGAAAAGGGCACAGAAGGAAUGGUGAUGCUGGAGGAACGUUGCCAGGACUUCUACGAGUCCGGGGUGAGACUUGCAAAGUGGCGGACGCAAGUUGAGUGCAACCUCGAAAUGCCGACGGAUGUCAGCGUGUGGGAGAACACAGACUGCCUUGCAAGGGCUGCUCGCAUUUGUCAGGCCAAUGGCCUGGCUUUCAUCGCUGAGAUCCAGACCUCCCAGAACACCGGGAGCCACUCAAUAGAGAGGACCGCUUAUGUUUGUGAGAAGGUGCCGGCGCCACCUGGACCUUUGACGCCGCCGCGAACGGAGGAAGAGAUGCGCCGAUUUAUCGCGGAAUAUGACCGCAAAAUUGCUGCUGAAGAAGCCCAGGAAUCAACGGCGUGGAAGACCUUCAACUCCAACGUCGGUGCCUGGCUUGGGGCAGUUGUUGCUGGUGGCAUCCUCUGGCUGUUUUACUGUGUCGACGACGUCAGCAGCACUUUGAGCGAUGUUUGGGCAUACUUCCUCAGAAAGCUUUCAGAAGAGUCUCAACGCCAUGUGCUCCUGCAAGCGGCCAAGUGGAGAGUCUUGCCGAAAGACAUGGACAAGGACGAUCCCUAUCUGGUGAUGGAACCCCUGGAUGGCCUGCGUUUCUUCACCCCGGUGGGCCUAGCACCCGGCCUGGACCCACUGGGGGAGGGCGUCCCGGCCUUCUUCGAUCUGGGCUUUGGCUUUGUGGAGGUGGGGCCUGUGGUGCCUGGGAGUCAUGAUAGUGAUACCCUCCUGCAUCACCUCAGCACCAGAGACUCCAGCCAGCAGAUCGCCCAUUUCGGCCUUUUGGGUGUUUCAAUUGGAGGCACCAAAGAGGAGUUGCUGGAUCAGCUGCGGCGCCUGGGACCUCACGUGCAGUACCUGGCGCUGGAUGCGGGCCGCGUGGAGCGCGCGGAGCGCGCGGAGCCCGCGGAGCUCGUGGCCUCGCUGCGGGAGCUGAUCGGCGAAAGCCUGGCGAUGCCCAAGAUGCCGCGCAUCUUUCUAAGGCUGCCUCCUAGUUGGCCAAAUGCUUCAGCCAGUCAUGAGGCGCGGCGCCUUGCGGUUGGCAACAUCGCUGAAGAGCUCCGGCGAGUCGAAGCAGCAGGGCUCAUCAUCUGUCAUGAUGAUGCAGCUGCAGAGAGUUGCAGUGGCACAGAGGAGUCACGCAGGAUGCAUAGGGAGCUGGUGUCGGAAGCUUUCCAACGAACCAAGGGUGAUGUAGUCAUCAUUGCCAGUGGUGGCAUGCGCCAUGGCCGAGAUGCUCUGGAUGCUGUUGAAGCUGGAGCGAAUGCAGUACAAAUCUCCUCUCUGCUUUUAGCCGAAGGACCUCGGGCGUGUCGUCGCAUAAAGGAUGACUUGGCACAACUUUUGAUGCAAGAGGGCCACAAGAACUUGGAGUCUGUGGUGGGCGAACCCGUGGAAGCACAAGAUUUGAGGCCAGUGCCUUUCAAGUCCAGUGGGUGUAGGCAGCUCGGCAGCUUCAUGAAGAGUCUUUUGGCAUUGGAAGAACCUGACAAUAAAGAUGACCAAGAUGUGAACUUGGAAGCCGUUGCUUUCAGCAUCAACACUUGCGCAGCAGGUCCUGAAGCUGUGGUCCCUUUGAGCGACCAAGUGGCAACGUACACGGUGCGAACCCUUCAGAGGACGCUUCCACCUGCUGUGGGUGCAGUGCUGCUGUUGGCUGGCGACGUCCCUGCGCAAGAGGCCGUCCGGAAUGCAAAGGCUGUUCAGGAUGAGGCCAGUGGUAUGACCUGGAAGAUCGCACCUGUGUAUGGAUUGUCCCUAUUGAAUCCAGUCAUAGCGGCCUUUGCUUGCGGCGAAGAAGGUCCAGCCCGAGAUUUGCUGCAACGUUUGUUGGGUGCUUGCAAGUCAGCCCAAAUGGCAAAAUCGGUGGCACUGGGCUCUUGA
Messenger RNA from Cladocopium goreaui, 8775 nucleotides. The record is from the annotation of a GenBank genome assembly. Lineage: Eukaryota; Dinophyceae; Suessiales; Symbiodiniaceae.